This is a messenger RNA of Penicillium chermesinum, 1593 nucleotides long. RefSeq lists its product as uncharacterized. Gene Ontology annotation, molecular function: transmembrane transporter activity. Gene Ontology annotation, biological process: transmembrane transport. The coding region runs from base 1 to 1593 and encodes 530 amino acids. The transcript has 5 exons. Gene Ontology annotation, cellular component: membrane. The record is from RefSeq and is a predicted model, not a curated record. NCBI's taxonomy places the organism in Eukaryota, Fungi, Ascomycota, Eurotiomycetes, Eurotiales, Aspergillaceae.
AUGAGUUCGCAAGGUGAUUCUACUGACCAGGAAGUUGGUGUCCGCGCCGAAUUAGCUGAAAACGAGGGCUACGCGCAGCGGCCGAAAUGCUUCAGCUCCACCCUGCAAGAAUGCCUUUUCGUCCUCACGGCAACUAUGGCCAUUGGCCAGCAAUCGUUCUUCCAGGGUGCUAUUGUGGGCGUGACGGCGUCAAUUGGAAAGGAUCUGAAUAUGAACCCGGCGGAAAUCACUUGGAUCAAUGCUGGAUCUUCCCUCAGCAGCGGUGCCUUUCUCUUGACAUUUGGCAAGGUAGCUGAUACGUUUGGGCGCAAGAUCCUGUUUAUUAUUGGCAUGGGCGGAUUUUCCCUGGCGCUGUUGAUUGCCGGUUUUGCGACAAAUGCGAUCUAUAUGGAUGUCUUCUCCGGCAUCAUUGGUCUGUUUGCCGCUGCAGUUGUUCCGCCGGCCGUGGGUGCACUGGGGGCUGUCUAUGAAAAGCAAUCUAAGCGCAAGAACAGGGCUUUUGCGUGCUUCAGUGCGGGAAACCCCCUUGGCUUUGUGGGGGGGAUGAUCAUCUCGGGCAUUGCCUCUCACGAGUACAAUUGGCGAGCGUCUUUCUGGGCUCUUGCUGUUAUCUACGCGCUCUUUACUGUCUUGACAGUGUGGACGGUGCCGGCUGAUGGGUUUGCGAAGACCCCUAUGACAUAUGAAGCGUUUCAACGGUUUGAUAUCCUGGGACAGGACUGGCUGGCUGGAGAUGCACCGGAUGGCUGGAAGACAGGAUACGUCCUUGCCCUCUUCAUAGUAGGCUUUUUUCUUCUGGUUGCCUUCAUCUACUGGCAGUCCAUUGCCGAGCACCCCUUAAUGCCUCUAUGGGUUUGGAAAGAUCGGAACUUUUCACUCCUUAUGGUUAUAUUUGUCCUCGGCUUUAUGGGGUUUUCGGCCAUGACUUUCUAUAUCUCUUUGUACCUGCAGGAGCUGAAGAAGCUCUCCGCACUUGAAAUCACCCUCCGGCUCCUCCCCAUGGUGAUCAGCGGCAUCUUGGUCAAUGUCGCCUGUGGUCUGGUUCUUCAUCGUGUGAGCAAUAAGAUCCUCACCGGGAUCGGAGCAGCAGCGUAUACCGCUGCCUUCCUCAUUUUGAGCUUUAUGAAAGAAGAGACCGUCUACUGGGCAUUCAUUUUCCCAGCGAUCGUUCUUGUCGUCGUUGGCGCGGACAUACAAUUCAACGUGACAAACAUGUAUGUCAUGUCCUCACUUCCAUCGCAUCAACAGUCCAUCGCGGGUGGAAUAUUCAAUACUGUGAGCAAGCUAUGCAACAAUCUCGGCCUCGGCAUCGCUACGUCCGUGAGAAGUGCUAUCGCUAGUCAAAUGAUCCCCUCCACGCCUGCCAUCAGGCCAUAUCUGGGUGCCUACUGGUUCGCAGCAGCCGCAGCGGGACUCUCUUUGUUCUUUGUGCCAUUCUUGACUCUCGGUACACAGGGUGGUGACUCUGAAAAGGCCGAGGAGCAGUCGGUUAUUAUCGUUGAAAAUAAAUUUGCAAAUGGGAAGGGUGCUAUUCCGGACUCAGCAUCCGAAGCGACUCCCACACUCGGGACUGUCGUUGCAGAGAAGCAAUGA